This is a messenger RNA of Vitrella brassicaformis, 1388 nucleotides long. The record is from the annotation of a GenBank genome assembly. NCBI's taxonomy places the organism in Eukaryota, Vitrellaceae.
ACGCACGAGACUGCCUAGAGGUCCGUCUCUGGCUGUUUCGCCUGAUCCUGGCGCAUUCUCUCUCGAUUCGCCUGCUCCAGGUCUAUUACGAUGCUCACUUCAUUGAGCAGAAACUGCGUCCCGUAAGCCAACACGUCGCUCUGUGAAUGAUCAAACACACGGACAUCUGUCUUGUCGUCUGCAGGGAACAGGCGAACAUACGGCACUCGGUCGAUAUCAAUUGAGGGAUGCUGCACAUCGUUGCGGGUCAUGUCCAUCUUAUAGAACUCCAGCGUCUUGACGUUUCGAAGUCGCUCGGCCAGCUGACGGAACUUGGCUUCAAACCGCUUGCAAUGACCACACCAUGGGGCGUAGAAGAACACGAGGACGUCAACAUUUGACGCCAUCACUUUGUGGUCGAACUGGCGACCAACCAACUGCCGCACCAGCGUAUCAUCACUCUCGUCAUAGGCCUCCUCGCUUCGCAGCCACGGUGAAAGCUUGCCGUCAAAAUAUGCCUGUGCGAAUGCUGCCAGGCUAUUAGGCGAGCACACGAGAUCAACGCGAGUCUUCAUGAUGUCGACGCCGAUGAGUCCUUCGCCGUGAGCCGGUGCCUCGAGCAAAUAUUUUCGAAAUCUCGCACGUCUCUCGAGGAUCAAGGCGAAAGGGGCAUCGGUCUCUGGAUCAUCACCUGGCAGACAGAAUACGGGUGAGGGUGUUGCCCACUGGAAAUCGUCUCGUCCUGCCUGUCUAUCGUCUGUCUGUCUGGCCGCCUGUCUGUCUGUCGGUCUCUGUCUGUGUCUGUGUGCCUCUCAGGCUAACGGAGAAGGGAGCGGAAAGAGGCGAGGUUGUCAAUGCUGACGUAGACGUGCAGGAUUUGCUCUGCGCGGAAGACGUAGGCGACAUGCUCGAGUGCUGGCAUACGCACAAACAAAUCCACGCGCACAGCACAAACUCACGUGUGUGCAUGUCACGUCACGUGUGUGUUUGUCAAAUCACAUACCAGUCUCGCAUCUCAGUGCGUAGUCUGCUUCUGCAUCGUAGAACAUCAACAGGAGGGUUUUGACGCGGUCUCUCUUGAUGGCAUUCUCCGUCUCAGGCGUCCAGUCGAAUAGCCGCAUAGCGCGUCGAAGGCGUCGAUUACUCUCCCCGCUUUCUGACAGCUGAGUUCUCUCCUUCAACUCACUCGACCCCAAUGGCUGGGUCUCAUUCGUGCCCUCCUGGCCACAGUCGCUACUGCCACUCUCUUCGCCGACGGUCUCAUUAACAGAGCCAUUGCCCAUGGGCUUCGUUCGGGGAAAGGCUUCGGAAGAAAGCAAACUUCCAAUAAAGAAAACCGCUGCGAAACGCGGCCGCAUGGUCAUUCGCUGCGUUAGAGGCAUCAACGCAUGACGAGGUCCCCCAGCUAC